Messenger RNA from Haplochromis burtoni (Burton's mouthbrooder), 7432 nucleotides. RefSeq names its product rap guanine nucleotide exchange factor 4. Gene Ontology annotation, molecular function: guanyl-nucleotide exchange factor activity. Bases 3844 to 6339 code for a protein of 831 amino acids. Gene Ontology annotation, biological process: Ras protein signal transduction; positive regulation of GTPase activity. The record is from RefSeq and is a predicted model, not a curated record. The transcript has 27 exons. Gene Ontology annotation, cellular component: plasma membrane. NCBI's taxonomy places the organism in Eukaryota, Metazoa, Chordata, Actinopteri, Cichliformes, Cichlidae.
CAUGAGAUGAAACUUCAUGAUUCUGCAUGAACUCCAUUGUGGAAAGAGCUUUGCUUUUGAGACUUUUAUUGUAAUUGUGCUUUUAACCACAAGAGGGCUGUCCACCAUUACGGUGCCUUUUUGCACAUCUAUUGCACACUUCGGGUAACUUGACAGUGAUUUAUUUAAAGUGAGAACAGUGAGAAAAAUCUAAACACGAUUAGUUAAAUGAUUCCUUUUUUAUUUCUUUUAAUUGGAUUCACAUUUCCUACUUGGAAAAAUAAAGGUAUUCUCAGAUUUCCUUUAGCCUAUAAAUUAAUAACAAAAUAUUUUAAUUCUGAGAAUUAUUAAAACGAUGAUUUUAAGGACAUUUUAAAUGCAAUCUAAAUGUUGUUAAGCUGCUGUAGAGAGGUUAAUCUGUUUGAAUUGGUACAAUUUUUUAAUGUAUAUGCAUAAUAGUUUUGGUUUCUUAAACUAACAAACUAUAAAACUAUGUAAAACUAACUAUAAAGUCCCAAAAAUGCCAUUACAUUUUCUGUUUAGGCAGGUUACACAGAUUCCUGCAAUAACAAGGCCGCAAACAAAAGGACGUACUGUAAUUCAGUGAUCUCUAUCUGCAUGUCUGAAAUACAGUUUUCUGCCUCGGAUGAACUGUCACAUUUCUCCAGUGAGGCAGCCAUCAAAACAAAAAGCCCAAGGACAAUUCUUUUAAGAAACCAGAAGAUGCUUACGAAGUUUUCAGAGUAUGUUUUCCCUUAAAAAGUGAUUUACGCAGCUUGUGUGGAGUUUGCAUGCUCUCCUUGUGUACUGCAUGGAUUCUCUCCUGACAUGCUGGCUUCCUACCACAGCACAUUACAUGCACAGGAGGUCAAGGGAUGUGAAUGUGAGUGUGGUUGUCUGUCUUUGUGUCUUGGUCCAGGGUGUUUCUCCUUCUUUUGCAAAGUGACAGCUAGGAUAGGCUGUAGCCAUAAUACCAUAUACUGUAUAUUCAGUAACUAAAUAAUGAGUGGUAAUGUGAUAAUAUAUACAAUCUUAUUUUACACUCUCAUCUAAGCUGAGUAUUCAUAAAGAUAUUUAAACAUGAAAAGAUCAUACACAAGAAGCUAUACACUAGGCAAGGGAAAUGAUAUUGAUAUUACUGUGCAAAAGUCUUGAGCCACCCCUUAUUUAUUUAUUUAUGUAAGGAGCCAGAUUAUUUUCCAGUUGUUAAAUUGAGACUUUCUGAAGUUCUUUGAACGUUUUUUCUUUGGUUAUUGGCUGCUUUUUUUUAAAAAAUUUUUAAAAUUCACUCUCAGUCCAGUCCUUUUACUAUUUCCAUGUUUUUUUCUUUGUUUGUUAAGAAUAAGAAUCAAGUACAUGAAGUAUUAAAAAAGCAGUGAACUCAAUGAAUGAAUCAGUGUUGUGUCAAAAUACAACUUAGCAAAGAAUCUAUUUUAAAUGCUAUGUUUGGGCAAAUAGCAAAAAUUAGCAUUAGCAUUUUUGCACCAAUAAAGUGACUCCAAUGAGGUAUUAGCUGAAAUCUUGGUAAAUCUUAGCCUGGUGGGAAAUUUGUCCUUAAGAAAUUUUGAGGAAACUGGACAAGUGGAGGACUAAAGAAGAAGUGGAAGGCUUAAACUAUAGAUAUGUUUUAUUAUAGGAAAGUCAUGUCCUUAAGAACAAAUAUGUCAAAAACUUGGCGCAGGACCAGAGAGAUGCUUCAGACCCUUCAGCUGAGUUAUCUGCAGCUUCAUCAGAAAUGAUCUAAGAGAAGGAGAAGGUAAGUCAAGAAGUUAUUCUUCAGGAAGGGAAACAGGAAAAUUAAGCUGAAGUAUGCCAACUUACAGAAGAACAUGGUGGAGGCUCUGGCAUUGUUUUGGGGCUGCAUUUCAGCCAGUGGUGUGGGGAUCUUGUCAGCACUGAUGGAAUUAUUAAAACUGAAAAGAAUCAUCAGAUUUCAAUGCAACAGCAAUAGCAAGUAAUAGAUUUGGUAAUACCAGAUAUUGAGCUUUGAUCUCAUUAUAGUACUGUGCGAAAGUUUUAGGCAAGUGUGGAAAAAAAAGCUGUAAACAAAGAAUGCUUUCAGAAAUAUGAAUGGUUGUUUAUUGGCCCCAAAUGUAUUCUGCAGCAGAACGACGACCCCAAACAGGCAGCCGAAGUCAUUAUCAAGUAUCUUUAGUGUAAAGAUGAACAAAAGGUACUGAAAGUGAUGGUUUGUUGUUUGAUGUGUGUGUGCGUGUGGCAUUUUAUUGUGUGACCCUCCUGCGUCAGCUUUGUGUGCUUUAUAAAUAAAAUAAAAAUAUGAUUUGAUAACAAAUGAUGUAAAAGCUCACAAUCAGUUGCAAAGACUUACUAUAUCGCACAACCUACUAGUACGAACACUCACACAGCCUUGCCCCGAGAGAUUUGGCUUUGUAGUAGAUGCCUCUCCGUGGGCCUCCUUGUUGGAGUUACAAGCUCCAUUCACUGUUUCUCUCUCAGAGAGGAAGUCGUGGCAGAGCUGGGCAGCACUUCACUGUAACCUCACAAUGAAAGGCUGUGUGGUCUGAGCUGCUGUUUGGUCUGACAGGUGGUUAUUUUGUAUUGCAGAAUCCAGAAUCUUUCCGACCCACACUAUGGUUCUCAUCUCCAUACAGUGAUUGUGAGAAAACAGUAGUUUUUUUUUUGAUGGUUCUUAUUUUUAAUGAAAUUGCAGGUAAUUGACAGUUUGGUUAUAAAAAAUAACUAUUUUCUGUCUGGUGUUUUUUGGCUUUUAAAUCAGAUUUUAUGACCCCUCUCACAAACAAUUUUAUCGAUCACAUUGUUUUGAUUUAUCUGGUCUAAAAAAAUAAAAAAGACUUUUCCCCGUGUGACCGUGGAUGAAUUGAAAUUCAAUUUACUCAAAUGUGAUUCCUCCAUUUUUGUGCUACAGGAACACAUGAGACCUAGAUAAGACAAUAAUUGGUUAUUAAAGUGACGUGUGCCAUCGUAUUAUUCAGCUCGUAGAGUGUGUGUGCGUGUGUUUUUGACUAAGUGCACUCUGUCUCCCUCUCGACUGUCUAUUUUAAGGACAGUGGACAUAAAACAGAAAACAUGGCCUGAGGUUGUUGUCUUUUGUUUGUUUUGUUUUUUUCCUAAUCUUAUCUCCAAAAUAUGGCUCUCUGUGUUUUGUGUGUGUGCCCGUGUGCAAGGACUAAUUUGUGUACGUGUGCUUGUGGUGGAGACUAAAAAUCUACAGGAUGUGUUUCAUGAAAGGAUGAAAGAAAAAAAGGGCUGCUCCAUAAUUCUAGUAAAAUCGAGAUCAAAAAAGUGUUUGAAUGGGAAAUAGCCUACAGACAUGUUUUUAUAUGUAACAAUUACUGCUAAUAAUUAGUUUGUCUGGACUGUGGUUACUUCAUUUCUCUUUUCUGAUUUAUUCCUGUGCCCCUUUUCACCUGCUCUACAUUUCUAAUGCCAGCUUCCCCUCUCUUCUAUUGGCCACGUUUCUUUUGUUAGCCUCCUUCCUUUCCUCCUCCUCUUCAACACUACUUCUGCCUUUCCCUUUUCUGACUACUAACCCCUUUUCCUACACUAGAGUAGCUCAGUAAUACAGAGACUCGAAUCACCCUGGUAACCUGUGAGAGAAAGUGGCUUGGUUCCUGGCGUGAUCGCAGUGAGAGAGGGUGAGUGAGACGGAGGCAGACAGUGGGGCGACUGUGUGAGUGGAAGGGAGGAAGAGAGAGGGGAGAAAAAAAGGAAGAGAGCAGCUUGUUUUGAGCAGGAUGCUAUCCGGUGGCGUGUGCGUGAGUUGUAAAGGAGCAGAGGGCAGCUCUCUGGGGUUUCAGUCCCUUCAGUCUUAAGCAGCUGAGUGUGUUAACUCAGAAGUAUCGUCAGAGCCUGGCUGCACUGUUGGCCCCUCCUUAUGGAGCCAUGGAGAGUGGAUCCAACAAUGACAGACUCACAGACAAAGACAACAUGAAUUCAGACUCUGCAAACAAAGCUCACAACAAGAUCCCCUCAGAGAAGCUGCAGAGAGCUGGAAAGGUUCUCCGCAACGCCAUCCUGUCCAGAGCCCCUCACAUGAUUCGAGACAGGAAGUAUCACCUGAAGACAUACAGACAGUGCUGUGUAGGCACAGAGCUGGUGGACUGGCUGGUGCUGCAGAGCGCCUGUGUGCUCACUCGCUCCCAUGCUGUCGGGAUGUGGCAGGCACUACUAGAAGAAGGGGUGCUAAAUCAUGUGGACCAGGAGCUCGGUUUCUAUGACAAAUACCUCUUCUACCGUUUUCUUGACGAUGAGGAGGAGGACACACCAUUACCUAGUGAGGAGGAGAAGAGGGAAAGUGAGGAAGAGUUGCCGGAGACCAUCCUCUUUCUUGCCCAGAUUGGCCCCGAUGCACUGCUGCGCAUGAUCCUCAGGAAAUCGCCUGGUCAGAGAACAGGCGAUGACCUAGAGAUCAUCUAUGACGAGCUGCUUCACAUCAAGGCCUUAGCUCACCUCUCCAACACUGUGAAGAGGGAACUGGCGAGUGUGGUGAUCUUUGAGUCACAUGCAAAAGCUGGAACUGUGUUGUUUAACCAAGGAGAAGAAGGCACAUCAUGGUACAUCAUCCUGAAGGGCUCCGUUAAUGUGGUUAUCUAUGGAAAGGGUGUGGUGUGUACACUUCACGAGGGUGAUGACUUUGGAAAGUUGGCCCUGGUUACAGAUUCACCUCGGGCUGCAUCCAUCGUCCUGAGAGAGGACAACUGUCACUUCCUGCGUGUGGAUAAGGAAGACUUCAACAGGAUACUCAGGGAUGUGGAAGCUAACACAGUGCGUUUGAAAGAGCACGAUCACCCUGUGCUGGUGUUAGAAAAGAGUCCUCGAGCCUCCACACUGGGAAACAUAAAGUACACUGUGAUAUCAGGAACUCCAGAGAAGAUUCUUGAGCACUUCUUGGAGACGAUGCGGAUGGACAUACAUCACAGUGACCCAGACCCAGCAGUGGAUGAUUUUGUCCUCAUGCACUGUGUCUUCAUGCCCAACAGCCAGCUGUGCCCUCUGCUCCUGUCACAGUACCAUGUGACAUCGCCGCCUGGCUCUGAACAGGAGAGGUUGGAGUAUGCACUCAACAGUAAAAGGAGGGCCCUGAUUAUGACCCUGCGCUGGGCAAACGCACAUGCCUACCUGCUACAAGAGGAACCUGCUGCGAUCUUUUUCCUGGAGGAGUUGUAUGGAAGUCUAUCCAAUGACUCCCGUAUGCUGAGAGCUUUGAAAGAUUUGGUACCUGACCUGGAGAAAGUCGUCAAAUUGCACUCCGAAGAGGCCAAAGCAACAAAAAAGAAGACCCUAAUACGACAGUUCAGCAACGGAGAGGAAAGGCUGCAGAAGAAACAGCCAAUUAGAAAUCAAGAUGACAUCCUAUUGAAGGUGUACUGCAGCGAUCACACCUACACUACAAUCAGGAUUCCCGUGGUGGCGACGGGACGAGAAGUGAUCAGUGCCGUGACGGACAAGCUUGGCACUACCGAUGAGCUCCUGCUGGUCCACCUCAGCUCUGCGGGUGAAAAACAAAUCUUGAAGCCAAAUGAUGUAUCGGUGUUUUCUACUUUGAGCAUCAAUGGGAGAUUAUUUGCCUGUCCUCGAGAGCAGCUCAACAGUCUAACUCCUCUUCCAGACCAGGAAGGGCCCACUGCAGGCUCCAUGUCAACUUUUGAGCUGAUGAGCUCCAAGGACUUGGCUUAUCAAAUGACGAUGUUUGACUGGGAGCUCUUCAGCUGUGUUCAUGAGCAUGAGCUGCUCUACCACACGUUUGGCUGCCAAAGUUUUAAACGAACUACGGCUAAUCUAGACUUGUUCCUGAGGAGGUUCAACCAGGUCCAGCUGUGGGUCGUCACUGAAGUCUGCCUCUGCGGACAGCUCAGCAAGAGAGUCCAGCUCCUCAAGAAGUUCAUCAAGAUAGCGGCACACUGUCGAGAAUUUAAGAACCUCAAUUCAUUCUUUGCCAUCAUCAUGGGGAUGAGCAACCCUGCUGUGAGCAGAAUGAGCCAGACGUGGGAGAAACUUCCCACCAAGUUUAAGAAGUUCUAUGCUGAGUUUGAGAACAUGAUGGACCCAUCAAGGAACCACCGGUCCUACCGACUUACUGUUACCAAACUGGAACCACCGAUUAUCCCCUUUGUGCCACUUCUUCUAAAAGAUAUGACAUUUACACAUGAGGGCAACAAGACAUUCAUUGACAACAUGGUCAAUUUUGAGAAAAUGCGUAUUAUAGCAAACACAAUUCGACAAGUGAGACACUGUAGAAGCCAGCCAUUCAAUCCUGACAUUUGCCAGCCGAACAAGAAUCAAGCGGAGGUCCGGGGUUACGUUAGGAAGCUCUGCGUGAUUGACAACCAGAGGGCGCUGACGCAGCUCUCCUACCGGCUGGAGCCUCGGCGGACAUGAGCUCCAGAUCCUCCACCACGACGCCUUCUCUGUGAUGUUAGCAUAAAAAAACCGAUAUAAAAUAAAUCAACACAACAGUAGCAAAUCGCAGCAUUCAGUGACUUUAGUGUUAUUAUGGACUAUUAAGGACUGUGCCGUGAAAAGCCUCUUCUCCCUGGACAAACAGAAGCUGUUCAGCUGCUCUCUUGUCGCCGUGUCUCAGUCAACAGGCUGAGGGUUCAUAUCGUACUAAUUAUUACUGUUUGGGACCUGUUAGAUAGAACUGUAAUGUAUAGAACUUGAAUCAAUAUCCUGCAUGACUGAAAUUCGUAGACCUUGUGUUCUAUACAGUGGAUUUCUAUCAGAGUGUCCUGUAAUGUCGUGCUACCCCAAAUGAGCCCUAGUUUACAAUAAAGUACUGUACCUGCCUGUAGAGGAAAUCGUUCUAUCCUGAUGAUCCCACUCAUAGACGCAAAACAGGAAACCCCACAAAUUGUAGUGAUCGAGACUCUUUGUUUACCCUGGUCAAUAUUAAAUCUCAAAGAGCAUACUUACUUUAUAAUCUAAAUAAGUCUAUAAGGACCUUUGAAAAUCUGUAGGAUUUGAUGUCCUUUAGGUAAAUAUCAGUGUCCAUUAAUUAGUUAGACACUUUAAACCUACUUAACAGAGUAUUAGUCAGAUUAAAUUCUUAAUGGUAUUACCGGCAGUGUUCAAAUGGGUCACUGUAGUAUUUAUUGUGAGUUUUAUUUGGAAUUAGGGUGCAGCCAAGCGUAUAAACCAUCCCGGAUAUGUUCUGCUGUCAGUUGCAAUGUCUUAGAUUUGGACUGACUGCAGCUACAGAGUCUAACUUACACUUUGAGGGGAAAAUCUUGUCAUCUCUACCAGUUGUGUUCAAUCCAUGUAAUUUUAUUUUUGUAUAUGUGCGUGUAGAUUUUGAGUGCGUUCUUUACAAGUGUCAUUAAUUUUGCUUUGAUCUCAGGAGCUUUUGCUGUGCUGGUGUGUGUUGAGAACUGCAGCGAGGCUGCCUUUUCCCAAAGCAGCCUCUAACUGUACUCUGUGUAGUCUGCCUUGUAAAUAAAAAAUAGCUAAUUUAACAGUUCUAAUGGUUUGGUAA